Cheilinus undulatus (humphead wrasse) is the source of this 1232-nucleotide messenger RNA. RefSeq names its product uracil nucleotide/cysteinyl leukotriene receptor. The transcript is spliced from 2 exons. NCBI's taxonomy places the organism in Eukaryota, Metazoa, Chordata, Actinopteri, Labriformes, Labridae. Bases 76 to 996 code for a protein of 306 amino acids. Gene Ontology annotation, biological process: phospholipase C-activating G protein-coupled receptor signaling pathway; positive regulation of Rho protein signal transduction. Gene Ontology annotation, cellular component: membrane. Gene Ontology annotation, molecular function: G protein-coupled receptor activity. The record is from RefSeq and is a predicted model, not a curated record.
CUUCACCUGUCAGAUCUCUACAUACAGUUUUGAAUCCUCUACCUCUUCUAUAGCAGGCUGAUCCUCUCCACAACAAUGAACAUCUCUGAACAUGACAUACUGUUCCUCUAUGGAAGUCACUCUCACCUGGAGAACAUUAUAUUCUCUGCAUUUUACAUCCUGGUUUUCAUCAUGGCAGUUCCUGGGAAUGCUCUGGCACUGUGGGCCUUCUUCCACCAGGACAGCAUGUCUCCAUCCAAGAUCUUCCUCAUGCACCUGGCUUUUGCUGACAUCUUUUAUGUGCUUAUUUUACCGAUGAGGAUAGUUUACCAUCUGUCUGACAAUCACUGGCCCUUUGGACAUGUCAUCUGUCAACUAGCAGGCUUCCUUUUUUACUUAAACUUGUACUGCAGCAUGUACUUAAUGAGUUUCAUCAGCCUGGACAGAUUUAUGGCUGUUGUUCUGCCCUUAAAGUCACAGUCAGUUAGGAAAGUUCUGUAUGCAAACAUAGCUGCUGGACUACUUUGGUUGAUAAUCAUUCUGCUUAUGAGUCCUAUGCUUCUUUCUAGAGUGAAUGAGACCAAUAAUUCAACUGGAUUUUGCAACAAACUGUACUUAGAAAAAGCAUCACCUAAAGCUUUGCUUUCAACAGUUGUGGCGUUUGUUCUUCCUCUUACUACGAUAGUGGCUUCCUACAUCCUGAUUCUGCAGAAAUUAAAGACUGUCAAGCAACGACCGGUGAAAGACAAAGCUAAAAAAAAGGUCAUCCUCAUCUUGAUGAACUUCCUUUUGGCCUUUGUGCCCUACCACGUGUGCAGAGUAAUAUACAUUGACAGCCAUGAUCGUGGCCAUAUGACUGCAGCAAGCCAUGAGGCUCUUGGAAGAGCCAAUUGGAUCACAUCUGCACUGACCUGUGUUAGCGGUGUCCUGGAUCCUGUCAUGUAUUUCUUUCUGAACCGCACAUACAGGGAGAAGCUGCUGCAGCUCUUCUGCAAAAGAGGGGAAAAUGAUCCAUAAGCAAUACAUGUAAAUGUUUUAAGAGAAUUUGUCUCAUUUUUGUGUAAUUUUUAGAGACAUGUUAGGACAUGAAGGCUCUCAUUUAACCAUAGGUGUAACAAUUCCUGUGAAUAUUUUUGAGGUAACAUACAUAGAUUGCCACAUUUUGUUUACAGUGGAACGGACUCAAAGCAUUAUUUAUUUACGAAACAAUACUGUAGGCAAUACACAAGAUAUAAGCCCAGGUACACCUGGAG